CCCACCACAUCCUCCUCCCGCCGCUUUAAUACCCCCUCCUCCCUUGCUCCCGCCACGCGUUGUUGGCGAGCGGAAGCUUGGCUGCUUGCAACCAGGAUGGGGAACCUGGUAUCGGCGGGCGUGGCGGUGGGCGCGGGCGGCGGCGGGAAGGUGGUGAUGGCGGACGGGAGCGUCCGGGCGCUCAGCGAGCCGGUGUCCGUGGCGGAGCUGAUGAUGGACCACCCGCGCCACUUCGUCGUCGACGCGCGCGACCUGCAGAAGCAGCAGCAGCAGCGGCAGCGGCGGCGCGGGGGGAGGGGCGCUCCGGCGAACGCGAAUGCGAGCAAGGUCGCGCCGCUGCCGGCCGACCGCGUGCUGGGCGCCGGCGGGGUGUACGUCCUCCUGCCGGCCACCCGCGGCAAGGUGUCGGCCGAGGAGGCGCGCCGCGCGCUGACGGCGUCCCGGUCGCUGGAGCGGUCACGGUCAAUGCCUGGCCGGCUGAGGAGGAAGCUGUCGUCCAAGAAGAGCAUGGAGGUCGACGGCGACGGCGACGCCGAUGUGUCCGAUAAUCGCGCGGCGGUGGCGGUGUCGGUGGCGGAGACGGGGAGGACAGAGGAAACGGCGGCGAGCCCGGACGGGUUCGAGGAGCACCGGCCGGAGUUCCUGAGCCGGGAGCUGUCGAGCAGGGGAUGGAAGCCGAGCUUGAUCACCAUUGAGGAGCGCGUCGCGCCCAAGAAGGUGUCCCAUUGGCUCUUCUAAUCUCGUCGCCGACGGCAGCGACAGGAGGCUUCUUAAUUUGACUUGUCAAUCUAAUCUCUCUCUCUCUCUCUCUUUUCUCUUUCUUCUUCUCCUUUGCUGGAUCAUCGUCAAUUGUCAAUCUAAUCCGUCAAAUGCAUGCACCGAUGUGCGCAUAAUGGCAUGUUGUAAUGAGAUAGCACAAAUGAAAUAUGCCCUGUAAUUACAGUAGUUAGGUGUUUGGAGUCUUCGUCUGUAAACAGCUCGAAUUGAACCGGAUGAAACUAUCUGUGUGUGAGUUGACACUUCCAAAUUCUCAUUUCUCAUUUUUAUUCUCUAACAGUCGAAUAUGUUAUACUACU
This is a messenger RNA of Oryza brachyantha (malo sina), 1076 nucleotides long. RefSeq lists its product as uncharacterized. The transcript has a single exon. Lineage: Eukaryota; Viridiplantae; Streptophyta; Magnoliopsida; Poales; Poaceae. The coding region runs from base 97 to 738 and encodes 213 amino acids. The record is from RefSeq and is a predicted model, not a curated record.